AUGAGUCUGGGAGGUCCUUAUGUGAACAAGCUCAGCAUCUCCAUCUUCCUGCUGAGCGUGCUGGCGUCAAGAGCCAUAGCCUUCCGGGGGCAGUGGGAGCUGUGGACGUGUAUGACCAAGCACUCAACACACACCAGGAGUGGGGCCCAGCAGCGUGUUUUAACAGGUCCAGGUGACUCUGAGGUGCGUAAGUUCCAGAAGCAACGCAUUAGUGUCUUCUCUGGGCCCCUGGAUUCCUCAGGGAGAGCACAAGAAUUUAAUCCAGAUAGAGAUCAAUUUCACCCAGGAUCAUUUAUCAUUCCACGUCUCCUUGAGACACGUUCUAAAGAGGGACAGAUGGGCCUUGAUGAAAACAAAGGAAAAAACAUGAAGUUUCUGCAGGAAUGCGCACAUCAUGUUUUAACAGAAACGCCUAAUUUCUUUCAAGUGCUGCGGAAGGCAGCAGCAGCUGAAGCAGACACCAUUAUUAGCAUCAUCAUUAUUCUGGCUGCAGCAAUUGCACUCAUCAUCGGUUUCGGUAUUUCAGGGAGAUACUUUAUCACAGUCACUACUCUCACCUCAGCUGGGAACAUCGGAGAGGAUGGAAUCCUGAGCUGCACUUUUGAACCUGACAUCAAACUUUCUGAUAUUGUGAUACAGUGGCUGAAGGAAGGUGUUAUGGGCUUGGUCCAUGAGUUCAAAGAAGGCAAAGAUGACCUGUCAGACCAGGACGAAAUGUUCAGAGGCCGGACAGCAGUGUUUGCUGAUCAAGUAAUAGUUGGCAAUGCCUCUCUGAGGCUAAAAAACGUGCAACUCGCAGAUGCUGGCACCUACAAAUGUUACAUCAUCACUUCUAAAGGCAAGGGGAAUGCUAACCUUGAGUACAAAACCGGAGCCUUCAGCAUCCCAGAGGUGAAUGUGAAUUAUAAUGCCAGCUCAGAGAGCUUACGAUGUGAGGCUCCCCGAUGGUUCCCCCAGCCUACAGUGGUCUGGGCAUCCCAAGUUGACCAGGGAGCCAACUUCUCAGAAGUCUCCAACACCAGCUUUGAGCUGAACUCUGAGAAUGUGACCAUGAAGGUUGUGUCUGUACUCUACAAUGUCACGAUCAACAACACAUACUCCUGUAUGAUUGAGAACAACAUUGCCAAAGCCACAGGGGAUAUCAAAGUGACAGACUCUGAGAUUAAAAGGCGGAGUCACCUACAGCUGCUGAACUCAAAGGCUUCCCUGUGUGUCUCCUCUUUCUUUGCCAUCACCUGGAUAUUCCUGCCUCUCUCCCUUUACCUGAUGCCAAAAUAAUAUGCCUUGGCCACACAGAAA
Messenger RNA from Diceros bicornis minor, 1299 nucleotides. RefSeq names its product V-set domain containing T cell activation inhibitor 1 (gene VTCN1). NCBI's taxonomy places the organism in Eukaryota, Metazoa, Chordata, Mammalia, Perissodactyla, Rhinocerotidae. The transcript has 7 exons. Bases 1 to 1278 code for a protein of 425 amino acids. The record is from RefSeq and is a predicted model, not a curated record.